AUGCUGCUGCUGUGGCACGAGGCGCUGGGCUCGGACGACGAGCAGGCGGCGGAAGACGAGCUCUGCGCGCGCGUACUGUACGCGCAGGAGGAGGACGGGCACCACGGGGAGGAGAGGCUGCUGCAGCGGCUGCACCUGGCGCAGGGACUGCUGACGUUCGUGCGGAUGCUGCGCCGCCGCAGCCAAGACGACGAGGCCGAGACGAGCGCCGCCCAGUGGACGCCGGAGUGGGCGAGCGUGACGCUGUCCAGGAGGAGGUUCUUCGUCCUCGAGGUGGAGCCGCAGAUCUUCAUGGCGCUGGGUGUGCAUCCGACAGUUGAAAUGAAAGACCACGGGCCGGGGUAUAAAGCUCUGCUCCGAGAGAUGUACGGCAUGUUCCGACUGUUCCACGGGAGCAUCGACAGGUGA
Molecule: messenger RNA, 408 nt
Organism: Phytophthora sojae
Lineage: Eukaryota; Oomycota; Peronosporomycetes; Peronosporales; Peronosporaceae
Exons: 3
Coding region: 1-408 (135 amino acids)
Source: RefSeq, a predicted model, not a curated record